Spodoptera litura is the source of this 1104-nucleotide messenger RNA. Its product is annotated as cAMP-dependent protein kinase catalytic subunit alpha. The record is from RefSeq and is a predicted model, not a curated record. Gene Ontology annotation, biological process: protein phosphorylation. Gene Ontology annotation, molecular function: cAMP-dependent protein kinase activity; ATP binding. Gene Ontology annotation, cellular component: nucleus; cAMP-dependent protein kinase complex; cytosol. Lineage: Eukaryota; Metazoa; Arthropoda; Insecta; Lepidoptera; Noctuidae.
AUGUAUUCGCGUAAGACUGGGACUUCAAAGGAUACAAACUUCAGAUCGGAUACUGAAAUUCAUGAUGGGUACACCGUUCAACAACAAGAGCAGUAUACAAAAUACUUGAGGAAAUUAAGAAAUGAAUUUGAAGAAAAUUGGUGCAAAAAGAAAAAACAGAAUUUUGAUUUCUCGGAAAUGGAUCGUGUUAAAACUCUUGGUACUGGUGCUUUUGGAAGAGUAAUUCUAUUGAAGCAUUCGAAAACUUAUAAGCUGUAUGCAAUGAAAGUGUUAGAAAAAGAAAAGAUAGUAAAGAUGAAACAGGUUGAACAUACGUUAUAUGAAAAACGCAUCCUAGAAGCUAUCAGGUUUCCUUUUACGGUCUACAUGGAAUUCAGUUUCAAGGAUAACAGCUAUUUGUAUUUUAUUAUGCCAUUCGUACCAGGCGGUGAAAUGUUUACCCAUCUUCGCCGAUUGGGCAAGUUUGAAGAACCAUUAGCGAAAUUCUACGCUAGCCAAGUAAUUUUGGCCUUGGAAUAUCUGCAUUUCUGUAACCUAGUUUACCGCGACCUCAAACCUGAAAAUAUUUUAAUCGAUAAAAAUGGUUUUUUGAAAAUAACUGAUUUUGGUUUUUGCAAAUUACUUCAAGGAAGAACAUGGACGUUAUGUGGAACUCCUGAAUAUUUAGCUCCGGAAUUAAUUUUGAGCAAAGGUUAUGGAUUCUCUGUGGACUGGUGGUCGUUUGGUGUGCUAUUAUUCGAAAUGAAUGCUGGUUACCCUCCUUUUUACGCGAAUGAUCCGAUGAAGACUUAUGAAAAAAUUGUUGCUGGUAAAUAUAGAUGCCCGUCAGGUUUCAAUAGUGAACUUAGGGAUCUAAUCAGAAACAUUCUACAAGUUGACAUAACCCACCGUUAUGGCGUGAUGAAAAAUGGAGUGAUGGACUAUAAAAAUCAUAAGUGGUUUAAGGGUCUCGAGUGGGAAUCGAUUCUUAAUUGUAGAACGCAACCUCCAUAUGUGCCAAAAUAUCGUGGCCCAGGAGAUACCACUAACUUUGAACGAUACGAAGACGAGCCUAUAAAAAUUUCUCCACAAUGUCUGUACGAGACGGAGUUUCUGGAUUUUUAG